This is a messenger RNA of Varroa destructor (honeybee mite), 1132 nucleotides long. RefSeq lists its product as uncharacterized. Gene Ontology annotation, molecular function: heme binding. Gene Ontology annotation, cellular component: membrane; intracellular membrane-bounded organelle. NCBI's taxonomy places the organism in Eukaryota, Metazoa, Arthropoda, Arachnida, Mesostigmata, Varroidae. The record is from RefSeq and is a predicted model, not a curated record.
GACACGAAAGUCUCUUCUAAAAGCUCUUGUUCGUCUGAGAGUUUACCUUCUCCCUCGUUUCUCAGUUAGGCCUCGACUGCCCACCAUAUCCUCUAGAACCUUCUCUAAGUAUACACCGAACCAUAAUUUGUUUAAAUUCAAAGGUGUAUUGAUGCACGGACGUCGUAUGGAGUUGCUACUGAAUACUAGUCAUUCGCAAAAACGAUCCGUUUUCGGCGAGAGUGGUCUGGGAACCUCGCCACAAGCAGCGAAUAUACCCAGGCAAGGAAAAAGCACCUGUUGCUAAAGGAACUUUAUCGGGAGGGAAACUAAAGGGCCCGAUAAGGCAGUGCGAUUGAGGACAAGCGAUUAACGGUGUUUGGUUAGCAGUGUUUGGUUCUGCUCAAAACAGACUAAUCCACAAUUUUGACAGCCAAACAUAUUAUCACUACGCCAGCAAAGGUAGCACCGUCUUUUGUCUGUUGUAUUUAGCUAAACGUCUAGUAAGAUGCUGUGGCAACUGUUAUCAGCAACGGGCCUUUUUCCGGAACAAGACAACCUGUCGUAUCUCCCAGAGUUCUCUGAGGAAAAGGUCAGAGAGCACGCCUCUCCCUCGGACUGCUGGAUCAUCAUUAAUCAACUCGUCUACGAUGUAACUGAUUUUCUGGACAAGCAUGCUGGUGGAACGGAAAUCCUGUGGGAACACUUGGGUUACGAUGCAACUUUAGCUUUCAUUCAAUCAGGGCACUCUGGGGCUGCCUAUAAGAUGCUUGCCAAGUUCCUCAUUGGGAGGCUGCGUCAACCUGAAGCUCAUUGACCAUCCUCCUGAAAAUCAGAUUCGAAGUCGAAAUCGAACCUAAGUUUUCGAUUUGAAGUCGAUCUGAAGAUAGUGUUUUAAUAAGGAAGGCUGUUGAAAAAUUGCUGAUGCUGCUAUAGUAUUCUACAUGGUUUGUAUUUAUAACGAUGAAAAAAGCGGCCACGAUUACGGCCAUCAUUGCGAUCCAUGUCUCAUCGGAGAGAUGCAUGAAUCAGAUAAAGAACUGGGUUUUGUGUUGCCAAACAAUGGGCCCUUCCUUUCCAGGAGUGUAUGCGUUACGUUGCAAUAUACUACACACUAUAGAAUAAAAGGUGGUAUUUAAUUAUACACAAUUUA